Lytechinus pictus (painted urchin) is the source of this 6813-nucleotide messenger RNA. RefSeq names its product multiple epidermal growth factor-like domains protein 6. Gene Ontology annotation, molecular function: scavenger receptor activity. The transcript is spliced from 9 exons. The coding region runs from base 175 to 4677 and encodes 1500 amino acids. The record is from RefSeq and is a predicted model, not a curated record. NCBI's taxonomy places the organism in Eukaryota, Metazoa, Echinodermata, Echinoidea, Temnopleuroida, Toxopneustidae.
AGUCAGGCGAUGUGAUAACGAUAUCAGCGAUGAUAUUGUCGGUUGAUCGACAAUUUGUGACGUGCGCGAGUCAAAAUCUGGCGCGAGCGACCUCUCGUUGUCAUUACAUUGAGCUGUUCAUUACGAGGUGGCGACACUUGGGAUUUAUCAGUUGGAAAACAUCAAAGUUUCGCCAUGGAAUAUCGUUUUCUCCUGCUACUUCUGAUCUCUCGUCUGCCACAUCUUGUGCUUUCACUUCAGGAAGGAGGAACCAAUGUUUGUCAAAAUGAGAAUCCAGACGGGACUACAGAUAUCUUCUGCUGUGCUGGUUGGCUGGAAAAGAGCGGCAGUUGCACUCGCAAAUGCCCGAAGAACAGAUGGGGUGUAGGUUGUGCUAACACGUGUACCUGCCAGAAGAAAAAUGGCAAAUGCAACCGGGUGACUGGAAAAUGUUCGUGCAACAAGGGAUGGUCAGGGGCAACCUGCCAAGAGAUGUGCGAUUCUACACAUUAUGGCAGAAACUGUCUAAUGGACUGUACCUGUGAGAACGGAGCCACCUGUAAUCGGUUCUCAGGUGCAUGUACCUGUACCGCUGGUUGGACUGGAAAGUCGUGUGAUCAAAGAUGUUCCAGGGAACGAUACGGAGUGGGAUGCCAACAAAGAUGCCGUUGCCAGAACAAUGCUGCUUGCGAUCCUGCUGAUGGAUCUUGUACUUGUCGCAGCGGUUUUACCGGUAGAAUAUGUGAACUAGAUUGUCUCUGUCCAGACGGAUCACCAUGUCAACCUGAUGGCUCUUGUCCAUGUGGACCAGGUUGGACUGGAUCUACAUGUGACCAACCAUGUCCGCAGGGUACCUUCGGAAGCGGAUGUUCACAGGAAUGCCAAUGUCAAAACGGAGGACAAUGUAAUCAAACAGAUGGAACAUGUACUUGCACAGUAGGUUGGACAGGGGAAAUCUGCGAUGAAAGAUGCCAGAAAGGGUAUUACGGACCUAACUGCAGAGAGGAGUGCGCUUGCUUGAACGGCGGGAGUUGCAGUCCCAUGAAUGGUUCAUGCUCUUGCGCACCAGGGUGGAUAGGAGAGACUUGUUCUGAGACGUGCCCAGGAAACUUCUUUGGUGAAGGUUGUCAGCAGGUUUGCCUUUGCGAGAAUGGAGCAGAGUGCAAUCCUGUGGACGGUCGCUGCAAUUGCAGUUCUGGGUGGAUUGGGGAAGUCUGCAAUGAAAUGUGUUUGCAGGGUUUAUACGGAGUUAACUGCGAAAAUAGAUGUAUGUGUGAAAAUGGGGCAGAUUGCCAUCAUGUCGACGGAACUUGUUCGUGCUUAGCAGGCUGGCAAGGGCAAUUCUGUUCAGAUUCCUGCGCUGAUGGCACAUUUGGAUUAAACUGUGAGAAUGAAUGUCAGUGCCUCAACGGUGGCAUGUGCGACCCUGUUACUGGUUCAUGUAGCUGUCAACCCGGAUGGACUGGAGAAGUCUGUGCCGAGACUUGCCCGACAGAGACAUAUGGAUUAGGAUGUACUAUGGAGUGCAGAUGCCAAAACGGAGGCAUGUGCCAUCAUGUACAUGGGUCAUGCACCUGCAAUAAUGGCUUUAUUGGGGACACCUGUGAACAGCAAUGUCCCGAAGGAUUUUAUGGACGUGAUUGCUCAGAGCAGUGUCAGUGUCAUAAUGGGGCAACAUGUAACCACAUACAUGGCACCUGCACUUGUACUGCUGGUUGGGAAGGGCAACAAUGUAGCUCCCCUUGCGGAAGCGGAUCUUUUGGCUUACAGUGUCGAGAGAUUUGCGUCUGUAAAAACAACUCUACAUGCAACCAUGUCGAUGGAAGUUGCUUGUGCCAACCUGGAUGGGUGGGCGAUCUGUGUGAAAAAGAAUGUCCAGAAGGACUUUAUGGCAACCAGUGCUCGCUUCUUUGUGACUGUACAAGUGGUGGAUCUUGCCACCAUAUUGAUGGCACAUGUAAUUGCUAUCCUGGUUGGACUGGCGUGACUUGCAGUUCACCUUGUGAAGGCGGAUUUUAUGGCCAAGACUGCCAAGAACCGUGUCAGUGCCAAAAUGGUGGCAUAUGCAAUCACAUUGAUGGAACAUGUACUUGUGAACCUGGAUGGACAGGGAUAGUUUGUUCAGAUAAGUGCCCAGUGGGAUCAUUCGGCAGCGAAUGCUUGAAACAGUGCCAGUGUGUUAAUGGAGGAACAUGUCACCACGUGAGCGGUGCUUGUUCCUGUCCCCCGGGAUGGCAGGGUUUGACUUGUGGUGAGCCCUGCAGCAAUAACUUCUAUGGACACGAUUGCCAGGAGCGCUGUCAGUGCCACAAUGGAUCUUCAUGUGAUAAUAUAGACGGGUCGUGUGCAUGCGGACCUGGAUGGAUUGGAGAAUUUUGCGAACAUGCGUGCUCGCCUGGACAUUUCGGGUCUGAAUGUAUAGAAGAAUGUCAGUGUACAAAUGGUGGAUCCUGCAGUCACAUUGAUGGAUCCUGUUCUUGUUCUCCGGGAUGGACUGACCAGUUUUGCGAUGAAAGAUGCCGAGAAGGAUUUUUUGGUCACGAAUGCCAAGAAAUUUGUCAGUGUCAGAAUAAUGCAGAAUGCAAUCAUAUUAGCGGCGUGUGUAGUUGUGGACCAGGAUGGAUUGGAUCCGUAUGCGAUGAAAAGUGUGCUCAAGGUUUCUAUGGAGAAGGUUGUCGAGAGCGUUGUGCAUGUCGGAAUAACGCAUUAUGCAGUAACAUCGAUGGGUCGUGUACCUGUCCGCCAGGGUGGGUUGGUGAAAGCUGUAGUCAGAAGUGUCCAGAAGGAUUCUUUGGAAGUGCAUGUUUAGGACAGUGUCAGUGUGAAAACGGUGGAACGUGCCAUCACGUUGACAGUUCUUGUACCUGUACACCAGGAUGGGAUGGGCCUACAUGCGGAGACCGGUGUGGAGAGGGCCUCUAUGGCCGAAAUUGUCAAGAAUUAUGCUUGUGUCAGAAUAAUGGAUCUUGUCACCAUGUUAAUGGAAUCUGUACUUGCCAGCCUGGAUAUAUCGGGGCUAUGUGUGAAGAAACGUGCCCUUCGGGAUAUUAUGGACUUAACUGUAUGGACUCAUGCACUUGUCAAAACAAUGCACCGUGUGACCCAAUGGAUGGUUCUUGUACUUGUUCUCCUGGAUGGAUGGGCUUGCGAUGUAAUGAAACAUGUCAGGACGGCUACUUUGGAAAUAUGUGUCAGGAACUAUGUGGCUGUCAAAACCACGCAGAAUGCAAUCAUAUAGAUGGGUCAUGUACUUGUCAACUAGGAUGGAAUGGGGAUCUCUGUGAUGAAAGAUGCUCUCCUGGAAACUAUGGUCCCCACUGUUCUCUAGUCUGCCAAUGUCAAAAUGGUGCCACCUGUCACCAUGUAGACGGUUCUUGCACAUGUUCAGCUGGCUGGAUGGGGGAGAUCUGCACAAUGCCCUGUCCAGAAGGCAGAUUUGGACCUAAUUGCACCAAACUCUGUCUCUGUGAAAUUAAUGGUCGUUGUAAUGCUGCUGAUGGGUCGUGUUCUUGCAAUCCAGGUUGGGAAGGAAGGUACUGUGAACAUGAAUGCACCCAGAAGUUCUUCGGAUAUAAUUGCGCUGAGCAAUGUUUGUGCCAGCAUGGCGGUUUAUGUGAUCCAGUAGAUGGCUCAUGUCUUUGCACUGCCGGAUGGAGAGGUACUAUCUGCAAUGAAAACUGUCCAGAUGGGACAUACGGAAUCGGCUGCUCCGAGGUAUGCUCAUGCAACCAACGCGGUACCUGUGAUCCUGAAGUCGGAUGCAUGUGUCAUGGAGGAUGGUUAGGAAAGAAUUGCACACUCUCCUGUCCUCAUGGCACCUUUGGUGUGAACUGUUCUUCGACAUGCAAUUGCAGUGUGAACAGCAUAUGUGACAAUGAACUUGGCUGCUUCUGUAAUCCUGGAUUCACUGGCCCUACUUGUGAGGAGUCAUGUGCAAAUGACACCUUUGGCCAAAAUUGCGCCCAUACCUGCGGAUGUAUGAACGGUGGAGCCUGCGAUCCCAUCCUUGGAUGCAUUGAUUGUCUUCCAGGAUAUACAGGUCAACGAUGUAAAGAUGAAUGUCAUGAUGGUACCUUUGGAAAGAACUGUCAAUCCAACUGUCCUGCUUGUCAAAAUGGCGGAAUGUGUCACCACAUCACGGGUUCGUGCGUCUGCACUGCUGGUUAUACAGGAGAAAGCUGUCAAGACACAUGCGAAGAUGGUUUUUUUGGCCUCAACUGCAGCUCGAUGUGUGACUGUCCACUGAUAGACUUCUGUGAUCACGAGACAGGGCAUUGUCCAGAUAUCAAUGUUGCCGCUGUUCAGACCAAAGAUCCAACAUACAGACGGGACCGACUGGGGGUAAUAGCUGGUAUAACCGUCGGGUCUGCGAUAGUCAUAUUCGUUGUUACAGCAGGAGUAAUCUACAUCCUACGACGAUCGAAGGAUCGACCACCUCAAGCAGUAUACAGUGUUCCAAAGGCCACAGCAGCACGUUCUCAUAGAAUAGACAGUAACGGUGAUAAACCAGAUGAAAUAAAUCAUAACUUAUUAGGUGUGCCGAGAUCGCAGUCGGAUUGGAAAUCGACCCUGUCUUCGCAGUCAUCGUCGAAUUGGGAUACGAUAGAGACUCGGCAACAGUUCUUGAAAGGAAGUGUUGAGGUCAUCAGCGUUCGAAUGCCAGAGGAUGACAUCGUCGAACGGGAAUCAAGCUUAUAAUAUUUAGCGAAUUAUGAUGUUCAAAACAAUAUUUUUUUCAGUGAAUUAAGCCAAUAACGAAAACAAUGUGUAAAAUAUACACAUUAAAGUUCUCAUUUUUGUAUAUUUAAGAAAAACUGGUUGCAGAAAAGAGUGUCAUGUGGGCACGGUGGAUGUUCCAAAAAGUAAUGUGCAUAACGAAUGACUUGCCAAUAUGCUAUAUUGAUUGAUUUUUCUAUAAUUUUUUAUUAGUUAUGGCCUUAUCUAACUAAAAAUUAUGAUUCAUUUGGAUAAUCUUGUCGGUUUAAAGGUCAGAGAGUAAUGUAUAUUUUCUUGCAUAUCAUUUAUAAUUGGAGUUAUUUGACAAACUGUAAUACUUUUGUUAUUACACUUUUCGCAUGUCCUUUGGCACGAGAUGACGAAUAUGUCUUUUCUAACAAUAAUUACUGAUCAUAAUUUUCCCUGACCACCAAUCACCGAUGUUUAAAACGAAGAAAGAUCUAUUCUUCUGUAUAAAUAUGAUAACACGUGAUCAUGAAAUGUAUUGGGUUCAUAUCUUGGAAUAGUUCAUUGUAACUUGGGCAACUAUGUCUCUUGAGGAACAUUCUUAUUAUUAGCUCACUGCAACAAUUUAACCAUUUUAAUAUCUGGCAGUGAUUGAAGUCAAAUCACAUGACUGAAAUGUUAUUGACCCGUCAAUCAAAUUUUGAUGAAUAUUGAGUGGGCUUAGUUUGAUGUGUUUUCAAAGUGACAAUAAUUAUCCUUUCCAUCUAUCGCCUAAACAUAUUAUGGGCAGCCACCCCCGCCCCCCCAAAAAAAAUUCCCACACAUCGACAAUUUCCUUUCAUAUUUGAUUGCUUUUCCCCUCAUAUUUUGAUUUCCAACCUAAAAUAUCAAUUUUUUAUUGAAAAUGUUUAAUAGUGAACCAAGACACCCCUUUCCCAGCACUAUGAAAUUCAUACUCGACUGUCUCGAAAAUAUUUGUACGAUCGCGCUUGGUCUAUAAUCACUUGAUCUCGUCAACACUUAACGUUGUCCAAAUUCACAUGAUUGUCUUCAACCAGUUUGUCCACUUACAUGACUCAAGUUACCAGUUCGUCUAACUUCCGUUUGCCCCAGUAACAAAUUUAUGUACACUGUAAAAUUAUCGGUGUUCUGUGAGAACCAAAUACCCUCAUGUGUGAACAAUACACAAUUUGGUUAGAAAUAUUACACCAAAUAUUGUUAGAAUAACGAACAUCAUGUGUUAUAUUAACGCAUAGAUGUUGAACUAGCACCUUGUUUUCAACACUGGUGUAAAAUGCUUGAUGUAGUCCCCUUGUUGUAACUCGGUGGUGUAGCUUUUAAUACCACUCUUUUUGUAGUGUACACCCAUUGUGGCUAACUCCAUUCCAUUCAGUGUACUGUAGCCUACUUUGGUUCAUUUUACUUCAGCGAAGACCAGCUGGUAAUUAUUCAAAAUUGACCCAAUGCAGUGGUCAUUGGAAUCAGACUUACUAUCAAUUUGACCAAAGAAAAUUGGAUGAAGUAAGAAUUUAGCCCGAAUGGUUUUUACACAUCUGGCAUUAAGACCGAGCACCGAGUUGUCUCAUAAACCGAUUAUGAUUUUCUACAAGAAGUGCAUUUGAUAUUAGGAUUAUCAAACAGGUGGUUGUAAAUAUUUUCUACUUUAUAUUUUACAUAUGAAAUAAAUGAUGCUGUUAUAUUCAUGUAUUUUCCAUGUUAUGUACGCAGUGUUAAAUGUUGAUGCUCAGGUAUAUAUGUUGUAAAUCAUGUAGCUAUCAUCAACUUUAAAUAUAGUUUUAUUUGCUUACCACGCUUAUGGAGGAUGUAAACAUGGUUUUGAUUUUCUUAUACUUUUGCGUGAGUUUAGAAAUAUUGGCAAAAAUACAUAUUAUGGAGUUGAAAGAGAUAUCUUUGUAUUGUCAUUGCGAAUUGUUGUACUAUCAAGAUGGUUAUAUUUGAAGUAUUAUUAUUUGCAGUCAUUUGUAACAAUAAAAAGGAAAUUUGAUAGACCAAUAUUUGCGUCAAAGUUUUUAAUUUUCACAAAGCUUUUUAUGUAGGUUAUUCAGAUUUUUAAAAGAAAAUGCUGAGUAUACUUGGAUCAAUGAGUUCGGAAAAAAUUACCAACAUGCAAUUAAAAUCGUAAUAAAAGUG